AUGACAUUGUUAAUAUCCACAUGGUCUCGUGGUAGUUUUAUAUACAGUGAGUUUAUUGUUCCCAUACCAUCAACGUCACAGACAACUCGGAAUGUACAGAUUGAUGUACAUAUUGGUCAGGUGAGAGAGAUUCAUCCUAUUGAUGAAUUCUGUACCAUGUGGAUCGAUCUUUUGUUGUUAAUUUAA
Messenger RNA from Priceomyces carsonii, 186 nucleotides. RefSeq lists its product as uncharacterized. Bases 1 to 186 code for a protein of 61 amino acids. The transcript has a single exon. Lineage: Eukaryota; Fungi; Ascomycota; Pichiomycetes; Serinales; Debaryomycetaceae. The record is from RefSeq and is a predicted model, not a curated record.